GGCUCCAACCUGUCAAAGAGCAUCUCCAUAUCCAACAUCGCUGGUCACCAGGUGUUUGAUGACAUGCCUAUCAAGGGUCUGCGGUACCUGUCCCAUUCUACUGACUCUCUGUGCAAGACCAACCUGGUCAAUGAAUCUACAGAGUCACUCACAGACGAAGGCACAGAGAUGAUUGACAGUCAGCAUGGGGAGUUUGAGGAAGACCUGAAAGAGCUGGAGGCAGACUCCUGGAGCAACGUUAUGAACAGCAACUUCCUCAAACAUCUGAAGAAGGAUGUCAUCAAGAGACAGGAAGUCAUCUACGAGUUGAUGCAGACAGAGAUGCACCACGUGAGGACCCUGCUGAUCAUGAUGGAGGUGUACAGUAAGGGUCUGGUGAAGGAGCUGCAGCUGGAACCUCAGACAGUAGACAGGCUGUUCCCUGCCCUGGGGGAGCUCCUGGACCUCCACACCUCCUUCCUGACACGUCUCCUGGAGAGGAAGAGAGAGAGCCAGCAGGAGGGGGAGGACGGAGGAUUCAUCAUCAACAAGAUAGGAGACAUCCUGGAGACACAGUUCUCAGGGACCAAAGCAGCGAUUAUGAAGAGAGUUUACGGGAAGUUCUGCAGCCGCCACAACGAGGCCGUAAACAUCUACAAGGAGCUGCACUCCAAAGACAAACGCUUCCAGGCCUUCAUCAGGAAGAAGAUGAGUAGCAGUAUCGUCCGGAGGCUAGGUAUCCCAGAGUGCAUUCUGUUAGUCACCCAGAGGAUCACCAAGUACCCCGUCCUGAUGCAGAGAAUACUACAUCACACCAAAGAGAAUGAGGAAGACCAUGAGGACCUGAGUGAUGCUCUAUACCAGGUCAAGGAGGUCAUCACUGCAGUGGACAGCAAGGUGAACGAGCAUGAGAAGAAGAGGAGGCUGAAGGACAUCUACAGCCGGACAGACAGCAAGUCCAUUAUGAGGAUGAAGAGCGGUCAGAUGUUUGCUAGAGAGGACCUGCUCAGAGGGAGAAGAUUGCUGUAUGAUGGACCUCUGCAGCUGAAGAACUCACAGGGGAAACUCAAGGAUGUAACGGCCAUGCUUCUCUCUGAUAUCGUCGUCUUCCUACAGGAGAAAGACCAAAAAUUUGUCUUUGCCUCUCUGGACCAGCGCUCCACGGUCCUCUCCCUCCAGAAGCUGAUCGUUAGAGAGGUGGCUAACGAGGAGAAGGGUCUCUUCCUGAUAACAGCAGGGAUGGAGAAACCAGAGAUGGUGGAGGUACACACUGCAACCAAGGAGGAACGCAACACCUGGAUGCAAAUCAUACAGGAGGCCAUGCAGUCCAUAGAGAAAUAUGAGGAUGAGGAGAACCCCAGUGAAACAGAGGAGGACAAGAGACUGCUGGAGACCAAAGCUAAGGAGAUGAGAGAGAUGCUGAGGAAGAAGGAUGAGCAGAUCAUGUGUAUGCUGGAGGAGAAGAUGGCCGUGUUUAGGGAGAUGUGUGAGGUCCGGAGCCCUGGAACCCCCCCAGGAACAGGCCCAGGAGAGGACCAGGGCCCCAGCCAGGUCACCAGGGCCAAGGGGCUGUUCAGGACUGGGAGCGGAGCGGGCUCUGAGGACGUACCUAAAGGAGAACCCAUCAUAAAGGGAGCACUACAGGAAGUGGAGACGUUGCAGGCGCUGGUGAACGGUACUCUGGGAGGAGCGAUGGGGGGGCAGCAGGUGGUGUGGGUCCCAGAGACAGAAGGAGGAGGAGGAGUGGUGGGCCCGGGCCCUGUAUGUCUCCUUCGCAGGGCCGAGACCUUCGGAGGCUUUGACUCUCAGCAGAUACACAUCUCUAAGAAUGGGGACAAAGAAGAGGGAGAGGACAGAGCAGACCUUCGCAGGACAGAGUCAGACGGUGUACUGAAGAAGGGGGAGAAUGCGACCAUGAUGCUGUUACUGAAGAGGAACACUGAGGUCCUCCACAGUGAGCCACAUCCAUGACUUGCUCAGCACCCUGCAGGCAGUGGUAGUCCAGCAGGACAGCUUCAUUGAGGAUCAGCGCCAGGCUCUCACCAACCGCCCUGAACGCCUCACCUCCUUCUUCUCCUCCCGUCCCUCCUCCCGCCACAACUCCCUGAUCGAGCAGGAGAA
This is a messenger RNA of Oncorhynchus tshawytscha (Chinook salmon), 2100 nucleotides long. Its product is annotated as A-kinase anchor protein 13-like. Gene Ontology annotation, biological process: adrenergic receptor signaling pathway; regulation of Rho protein signal transduction; positive regulation of canonical NF-kappaB signal transduction. Lineage: Eukaryota; Metazoa; Chordata; Actinopteri; Salmoniformes; Salmonidae. The record is from RefSeq and is a predicted model, not a curated record. Gene Ontology annotation, cellular component: membrane; actin cytoskeleton. Gene Ontology annotation, molecular function: guanyl-nucleotide exchange factor activity; MAP kinase scaffold activity.